Paramuricea clavata is the source of this 480-nucleotide messenger RNA. NCBI's taxonomy places the organism in Eukaryota, Metazoa, Cnidaria, Anthozoa, Malacalcyonacea, Plexauridae. The record is from the annotation of a GenBank genome assembly.
AUGGUAGAGGGGAACAUUAAGAAUUCGAUUGAGCUUCAAGCCCUUGCGUUUGAACAGAAAGAGGAAGGAAAAACUGAUCUGGCCGAGUUCCUAGUCAAUCGAACUCCUAGAGCAGUUGCUGAUAUGAUGCAAUCUACAUGGGAGAUAGAGGAAGCAAAAGCUAAAUUGGAGAGAGAAAAGAAAACAAGAAUGGAACUGCUACAGGAGGCAAGACAGAGUGAAUGUGCACACAGUUGUAAUGGCGAUUGGUUAAGUUGUGCUGAAGAGAUUCUUCACAAUAAUGGCUUAUCAGUAGAGUACUUUGGCGAAGUCAUACACAAUCUAUUAAGCAAGGGCCGAGGGAAGUUCCAAAAUAUAAUGCUAACAGGUCCAGCAAAUUAUGGGAAAACGUUUCUCCUCAACCCUCUCACACUUAUUUUCAACACCUUUUGCAACCCAGCUUCGGGCACUUUCGCAUGGAUUGGGGGUGGAAACAGCUGA